Molecule: messenger RNA, 2004 nt
Organism: Paramuricea clavata
Lineage: Eukaryota; Metazoa; Cnidaria; Anthozoa; Malacalcyonacea; Plexauridae
Source: the annotation of a GenBank genome assembly
AUGGGACGGUGGAUAAAGUUGUUGAGGUAUAUGAAGUGUCACUGCAUGCAGUCACUGGCUGUUCGUGGCUAUGAUAUUAAGAUAGAAUGUAUCAAUGCAGAAAAGGGCAUCUUGACGUGCCUUCCAAAUCCCAAAAUUGUUGAGUUAAAGCGACAAAACCCAAGGCUUGGUGAAGUGAGUCUGUGUGAGGAGAAAACAAUCUCUGCAAGAAUGCCUGUCCAUAUAAUGCUUGGGGUUUCUGAUUUCCAGAGGAUUAGAACCAGUGGAAAUCUCAUCUUAGGUACUAACCCAGAUACGGAUCCGGGUGCAGAGUUCACAAUGCUGGGGUUGACGGUGUUUGGUGGUAAACAGAAUGGAAUGCAGCCUGUAAAGAACUUUUUGCUUCACCCUGCCCAAAAGGAGUUUGAGAAGUUGUGUAACCUAGACGUCCUUGGAGUGGCUGAUCCAAUUGAUAAGCAAGUUUUUGUGCACGAAAGCUUCAGGCUACAACUCGAAAAGAAUGAUGCAAGAUUUUACGAAACUAGACUGCCUUGGAAACAGGGGCGUAGGAACCAGGGGCACGGGAGGCACGUGCCUCCCCCCCCCCCCUAAAAGUGCCCUUUUUUGUGAUGAAAUGUGCCCUUUUUUGUGAUGAAAAGUGCCCUUUUUUGUGAUGAAAAGUGCCCUUUUUUGUGAUGAAAAGUGCCCUUUUUUGUGAUGAAAAGUGCCCUUUUUGUACAAGCUAAUGUCGCCGUAAAUACUAAAUUAACAUCAAAGGUGCCCUUUCCAAGUUUUUAAAAAAAAUUUGGUCAAAAACCUGCAAUUUUGGUAUGGUAUGACGGGAAAAUAUUUCUCCCCCCCCCCUCCCCCGUCGCAAACAUUUCCGGGAAAAAUUUUUUAGGUGCCCUUUUCAAUACCCUAAAGUGCCCCUAGAAGCCGGUCCCCCCUCCCCAAUCUUUUGAUGCUUCCUACGCCCCUGCUUGGAAACCCUAUCACAUGGCAUUGCCCGACAACAAGCAAUUAUCAAUUGCAAGACUACGCAGCACCACUCGAAAACUAGAAAAGAAUGGAAAGGUAGAGAAAUACAAUAAAAACAUGCGGGAACAAUUAACUACUGGUUGAUUGAACACGUUCCUGAGAGUCCGAGCGGAAAUAUAGUUCACUACGUUCCCCACCACCUGUUAUCCGAGAACAAGCAGAGUCAACCAAGAAGCGUAUAGUCUAUGACUGCUCUUCCAAGGCAAAUCAAGUGCCGUUCCUAAACGACUGCUUAGAGACUGGACCUUCAUUGCAAACGCUAUUGUUUGACAUCUUAGUACGAAAUCGUUUUCGUAGGUAUUGUGUAACUGGUGAUGUGAAGAAAGCCGUCCUACAGAUCAUGAUUCAGCGUUGUGAUCGCGAUGCCCAACGUGUGCUCUGGUAUGAUGACUUGGAAUGCUGUAAUAUAGUUGCAUGAAUAUCGGUUUACGCGUGCGAUAUUUGGUUCCACAUCUAGUCCGUACAUACUGGGGGCAACUUUGGAGAAACAUUUGGAACAAUAUGAGAACAGGUACACUAGUACAGUUAAAUCCCUACGCAAUGACACGUAUGUUGAUGACAUAUUGACAUCCAAGGUGGCGGAAAUUCCGAGAAGAUGUCAUCAAAUUCAAGGUCGAAUCAACUGAAAUCAUGAAUGAAGCUGCUUUCGAAUUGCAUAAAUGGCACAGCAACUGUCCAGCCGUUAAGUCAACAAACAACGCGAACGAGAAUGAGACCACCUAUGCAAAAACCUUUGUCGGGAACGUAUCAUCCAAUGAAACGAAGAUUCUGGGACUACCCUGGAACAAGAAAACCGAUGCCAUGACCAUUAACUUUGAAACUUGUAUUGAAGUUAAGAAACCCGUCACGAAACGGAAGGUCAUUGGUGCAAUCAACAGCGUUUAUGAUAUUCUGGGUUGGUCUUCGCCAAUUAUUAUCACUGCCAAGAUAAUCUUCGCGGAGAUUUGUUUGUUAAAGAAGCACUGGGACGAACCGUUACUUGGAUAA